Messenger RNA from Debaryomyces hansenii CBS767, 291 nucleotides. RefSeq names its product DEHA2F19536p. Lineage: Eukaryota; Fungi; Ascomycota; Pichiomycetes; Serinales; Debaryomycetaceae. The coding region runs from base 1 to 291 and encodes 96 amino acids. The transcript has a single exon. The record is from RefSeq and is a predicted model, not a curated record.
AUGAACAAGGAGAAAAGAGAGAAGAAACAAAAGAAAAAGAAGACAGAGGAUAGCGGUAUAGGCGAACUAAUAAUCACGGAUAAUAUUGCCUGUGAUUUCACCUACUUAUCAAGCUUUAAUAUGGAUUCGUUGCUCAAAGAAGCAACCAAACUGCCCGGCCAAUACAACAAAGAUAACAAGAAUAAUAAAGUGCUAGCACCGCCUAAGGAGGAUCAAGAUGAGGAGAGUGGUAAUGUUAAUAAAUUGUCUGAAGCAGCUCAAAGGCUUGUUCAUAUAUGUGAUUCGAUUUGA